This is a messenger RNA of Folsomia candida, 2256 nucleotides long. Its product is annotated as RCC1 and BTB domain-containing protein 1. The transcript has 8 exons. Lineage: Eukaryota; Metazoa; Arthropoda; Collembola; Entomobryomorpha; Isotomidae. The record is from RefSeq and is a predicted model, not a curated record. Gene Ontology annotation, cellular component: cytoplasm. Gene Ontology annotation, molecular function: ubiquitin protein ligase binding. Bases 152 to 1675 code for a protein of 507 amino acids. Gene Ontology annotation, biological process: regulation of proteolysis; proteasome-mediated ubiquitin-dependent protein catabolic process.
UGAGACGAGGAAAUUGAGACGGACGACGGAAAUUGCAGCUUGUACCCGCUAUCUGCUGUUUUUUUUGCUGCUGAUUAAAACUUGACAUUUUUCUCAUCCUUAUAAUUCAAACCCUUUUUAAUCGUGUCAUUUCCUUUGAUAAGUGACUAUCAUGGCCUCCUCAUCUGGCAUCAUUCCUCGCGACAAGUUACAGAUCUGGGAAAUCUUUCGUAACCCUGGGCACGAAGGAGAGGAGAUUUUGAAGACAUCGAAAUUGGCACAUGUUGUCGACCAGAAGCACGGUCUCGUCGUCACUAUAGCCGAUGAAACGUAUUCCUUCUUCCGGGACGAGGGAGGGUGCAAAAUUACUAGAAUUCCGAACCUUUGUGGCGUCCGGGUGAAAGAAUUUUUCAUCGUCAAUAUUGGAGUUGGCCUUGCCAUAGCGGAGGAUGGAUCCUUAUAUUCUUGGAUUAACGAUUUCUUCCUACUCCAGCAUUUGGAUACGUCCCAAAUUUCGUUUGAUAUUGACCCGCACGUCGUGGGGGGAAGUUUGAUAGGAAGAAAGGUUCAACAAGUCGCCUUGGCAGGGGAACGUGUCAUGGCGUUAACCGUGGGUGGAGAUGUGCAUCACUGGGUUCGAAUUAGGGACAUGUCUUUCGAGCCAAUUUUGAUUGCCAAGAAGAACUUUGAUUACCAGGAGGUCAUCUCGAUUGCUUGUAGUGACGAUAUUUCUAUCGCUCUUACAUCAAAUGGAGAGGUAUUUCAAUGGGAACUGGGUAACAUGUUGCCGCAAAAGGUGAUCGUGGCACCUUUAAGAAAGAUAAUUGGAAUCAGCCACAUUAUUUUUGCACUGACUGUUGAAGGAGCCCUGUACUCGGCGAGAUUUUAUGAUCCAAUCUCAAGAGAAACGAAGCCUGUAUGGACGCUUGUCUUCGAGAAUUUAAAAUCCCACGAUAUUACAACCUCAGUAUCGGACGACGUUGUUGUUGUCGAGUUGAAGAACAACAUCCGGUUAGCAUUUUCCUACCGUGGUGGAACUUGUGAUCCCCAUAUUCUCUCAAUUUCGCCAAAUGUUACCUCGCUGGACGAUCUCUUUGCUGAAAUUAGUCAAACAACCUGCCGUACUAUUUGGGCGAAAAGCGAUGUGAAACCGGGGACAGUGGAAGUUGACAUUGCCAACUUGUGGGGAAGCAAGGAAAAUUCGGACGUUACAUUUUCCGUGGAAGGGAAAACUAUCUCGGCGCAUAAAUUGGUCCUGACAGCGCGAAGUGAAUAUUUCGCCAAAAUGUUUAGCAACGAGUGGAAGGAGAUGAAAGGAUCCUCUAUUGAGAUCAAGGACACGAGGUACGAAAUUUUUGAAGCGCUUCUCUUCUACAUUUACUGCGACAAGGUUACCUUCUCGAAGGACGAGUAUGAAAACAUUUUUGGCCUCAUGAUGCUGGCGGACGCCCAUUGUGCCAUCAAAAUUCGUCACGAAUGUGAACAGAUUCUGAUGCGGAACAUCACCACAGAAAAUGCUGUGUUCCUCAUUCGAAACGCUGCCUCGGCCAACGCUUCGGAUUUGGAGAUGAACGUCGUUCGAUUUAUUUUGGAUAAUCGACUCCUCGAUGUAAAUUUGUCGCCUCAGGCGGCGAUUGACCUUUUGGGAAUUGAAGGAUUCAAUAAAGUUUGGAUGGCCGCACUUCGUCGAUUGUAGAUAAAUUUGUGGAAUUUUAAAUACAUAGCUUUUUCGACUUUUUAAAACUUAAUAGAUAAAUAAUUGAAUAUGAAUUAUGAUACUGACAUUUGAAGCAUAAACAAAAUUAAGCUAAGAAAUUAAUCAAAAUUUUGCAUUAAAAAUACAAAUAAGCAGGCUUGGGCAAGAUAGAUACUUUAAGAUACAAGAUACUAGAUACAAGAUACAAGAUACUACUCGUAUCUUGUAUCUUCCACCCGCCUCAGCUCAAAGUAUCUUGUAUCUUGUAUCUGGAAAAUCCUCAAUGAGUAUCUUGUAUUUGUAUCUUGUAUCUGAUGUUUUCCAUCAAGAGGAAAGUAUCUAAGACACUUUUUAAGAUACAAGAUAUUUUUUGCAAAAUAUGCUACCCGCGACAUCAAAAGUUCGAUUUUCUUAUGAUUUAUGAGGUAGUAAUUGUAAUUUGUAAGAAAAUAUGCGUGGUAUUUUUGCUAGUGGAAGGUGUUUUUAAAUGCCUAACUACUCAAUAGUAAGACUUUCAUUUUACUGGCGAUGCCUAAAUGGCAAAAAAUAUGAAAUUUUAUCUUUUUUAAAUCUUAAAAAAA